Messenger RNA from Leptidea sinapis, 968 nucleotides. RefSeq names its product elongation of very long chain fatty acids protein 7-like. Gene Ontology annotation, cellular component: endoplasmic reticulum membrane. Bases 75 to 920 code for a protein of 281 amino acids. Lineage: Eukaryota; Metazoa; Arthropoda; Insecta; Lepidoptera; Pieridae. Gene Ontology annotation, biological process: sphingolipid biosynthetic process; fatty acid elongation, polyunsaturated fatty acid; fatty acid elongation, monounsaturated fatty acid. The transcript is spliced from 6 exons. Gene Ontology annotation, molecular function: fatty acid elongase activity. The record is from RefSeq and is a predicted model, not a curated record.
AAGAGUCUACCGAAGUGGUAAGACCGUAAACAUUAUUUGAAAUUAUUAUUGUGAGUAAUAUUUGACUCAGCAUCAUGGAUACGAUUAUGAGUACUUAUAAUUAUCUCAUCUACGAUUUGGCAAGUCCAGUGACAAAAGAUUGGUUCCUCUUGUCAAGUCCAUGGCCGGUACUUUCAAUAGUAUUAUUUUAUAAUUUCUUCUGCAAAAAACUUGGACCCUAUCUAAUGUCAGACAAGGAACCGUUUGAGCUAAAACUUGUGAUAAAAUUGUACAAUUUAUUUCAAGUUCUCAUCAGCUUGUAUCUAGUUUAUGAGGGAACAAAAUAUGUAACUGAAUCAGAUUAUAACUGGUUUUGUCAAGCACCUGAUCCUUACGAGAUUCCUAGAGCUUCAAUGAUAGCGAGAUCAGUAUACAUCUACUUUAUUUUGAAAAUCAUAGAAUUAUUAGAUACAGUAUUCUUCGUCAUGAGAAAAUCCUACAGGCAGGUUUCUCCUCUUCAUUUACACCAUCACAGUUUAAUGCCAUUAGCGUCGUGGAUUGGAGCCAAGUAUGUAGCAGGUGGUCAAUGUGUUUUGGUUGGAUAUAUUAAUAGUUUUGUGCACGCAAUCAUGUAUAGCUAUUAUUUAGUAUCUGGAUUAGGACCCGAAUACCGUAAAUACCUGUGGUGGAAGAAGUAUGUCACACUAAUACAAUUGAUACAAUUUGCAAUGCUCACUGUUCAUAGCAUAAUCAGCCUUUUCUUCCCAUGUGGCUACCAUUUCGCAUUCAAAUUAUUAACGAUUGCGUAUGGUUAUCUGUUUAUAAAAUGGUUUGGAAAGUUCUAUUAUACCAAUUAUAUUAAAACUAAGAAACCACAAAAACAUGGAUCAUCACAAAACGGAUUGAAAAACGGUUCUUAUAAGCAGCAAAAAAUGAAGUAGGAUUAUUCCUAAAGAAUGUGAUAAUAAAUUAUUUAUUCACAAUAAUAA